Messenger RNA from Lates calcarifer (barramundi perch), 5231 nucleotides. Its product is annotated as kinesin heavy chain. Lineage: Eukaryota; Metazoa; Chordata; Actinopteri; Centropomidae. The record is from RefSeq and is a predicted model, not a curated record. Gene Ontology annotation, biological process: microtubule-based movement. The transcript has 25 exons. The coding region runs from base 550 to 3690 and encodes 1046 amino acids. Gene Ontology annotation, molecular function: microtubule motor activity; ATP binding; microtubule binding.
GAGGAGGGCCGGUCUGCUGCGUCUCCCUCUGUUCCCUCUGUCUCUGCUUCAGCUCCACAAAUACAAAUAAAGCUCCUUCACGCUGAGGACCGACCGUCUCUUCAUGUCUGAACCCUGAGUCCUGACGCUGCGUCUCCACAGGUGAAGAAUCCUGGAUUAGGGUACUUGAUGUACCUGAAGUAUCCUCUGAUGCUGACGCCUGUGUAACAGAGUAUUAAUCUGAUUACUCUCAGUAAAGUAUCAGAUUACUCCUCUGACCUAAGACCAGUGUUCUCAGCUGCCUCUGUUCGAACAGAGGAAGGACUCCGUUUCCCAGAGUGCCCCGCGGCUCGGUGGUCCAGGGUGGACCUGUGUGAGGUGGGAGUGUUCAGUCAGUCAGCAUCCUGAUGGAGAGACCAGACCGGAACCCACCGGAGACCAGAUCCUCAUCAGCGGCGGAGCUGAGGUUCACGUAGCGGAGCGGUUUAAUCUGCGGGACCAGAACCAGGACCAGGACGUGUUAUCCCCCCGGUGUUGUCUCUGUUGGCUGCUCGGUGUUUUCCUGUGGAGAUGGUGGACGCGGCGGAGUGCGGGCUGUGCGGGGUGAAGGUGAUGUGUCGCUUCAGGCCGCUGAACGACGCCGAGCGGAGCCGCGGAGACCGGUUCAUCCCCAAGUUUAACGGAGAGGACACGGUGGUGGUGGCGGGGAAGCCGUAUGUGUUUGACAGAGUCCUCCCUCCUCACACUGAACAGGUUCAGGUUUACGACACCUGCGCCAAACAGAUCGUCAAAGAUGUGUUGGGAGGAUAUAAUGGGACGAUCUUUGCGUACGGUCAGACGUCGUCAGGAAAGACUCACACCAUGGAGGGGAACCUUCACGACCCAUGUCUGAUGGGGAUCAUUCCUCGUAUCGCCCGAGACAUCUUCGACCACAUCUACUCGAUGGACGAAAACCUGGAGUUUCACAUCAAGGUGUCUUAUUUUGAGAUCUAUCUGGAUAAAAUCAGAGACUUGCUCGAUGUGUCGAAGACGAACCUGGCUGUUCAUGAGGACAAGAACCGGGUUCCCUUUGUCAAGGGCUGUACAGAGCGUUUUGUUUCCAGUCCUGAUGAAGUGAUGGACGUCAUCGACGAGGGAAAAGCAAACAGACACGUCGCCGUUACCAACAUGAAUGAGCACAGCUCUCGCAGUCACAGUAUUUUUCUGAUCAACAUCAAGCAGGAGAAUGUGGAGACGGAGAUGAAACUGUCAGGGAAACUUUACCUGGUCGACCUGGCAGGCAGCGAGAAGGUAAGUAAAACAGGAGCAGAGGGCGCCGUGUUGGACGAAGCCAAGAACAUCAACAAGUCUCUGUCGGCUCUGGGGAACGUCAUCGCUGCUCUGAGCGAAGGGACGAAAACCCACGUCCCGUACAGAGACAGUAAGAUGACCCGGAUCCUUCAGGACUCUCUGGGAGGAAACUGUCGAACCACCAUCAUCAUCUGCUGCUCGCCGUCUGUUUACAACGAGGCCGAGACCAAGUCCACCCUCAUGUUUGGACAGAGAGCUAAAACCAUAAAGAACACGGUGUCAGUGAACCUCGAGCUGACGGCCGAGGAGUGGAAGAAGAAGUAUGAGAAGGAGAAAGAGAAGAACAGGAGUCUGAACAUCGUGAUCCAGAAAUUGGAGAAUGAGCUGAAACGCUGGAGGAAAGGUGAGUCAGUACCUGUGGAGGAGCAGCUGAGCAGCAGAAACAAGAAGAGCAGCGGUGACACGACGGUAGUGAUGGACAGUUUGGCCCCGGUCCCCGUCCCCCUGGCUGAGGAGGAGAAGACGCAGUAUGAGACGCUCAUCACCGACCUGUACCAGCAGCUGGACGACAAGGACGAUGAGAUCAACCAUCACAGUCAGACGGCUGAGAAACUCAAACAGCAGCUGAUCGAUCAGGACGAGCUGUUGGUGUCGAGCCGUCAGGACUAUGAACGUCUGCAGGAGGAGCUGUCUCGGGUACAGAGGGACAACGACGCAGCCAAAGAGGAGGUGAAGGAGGUACUGCAGGCGCUGGAGGAGCUCGCCGUCAACUACGACCACAAGAGCCAGGAGGUGGAGGACAAGAACCGCUGCAACGAGCAGCUGAAUGAGGAGCUCGCACACAAAACUGUGAGUCUGGAGGUGGUUCAGAGGGAGUUCUCCACUCUGCAGGAUCUCAGCUCUCAUCAUAAGAAGAGAUCAGCAGAGAUCAUCAACCUGCUGCUCAGAGACCUCAGUGACAUCGGUAGCGUCCUCGGUACCACCGACCUCAAAGCUAUGACGGACACGAGUGGAGCGAUGGAGGAGGAGUUCACCACAGCUCGUCUCUACAUCAGUAAGAUGAAGUCUGAGGUCAAAUCUCUGGUGAACCGCAGCAAACAGCUGGAGGUCAGCCUGACGGAGAACACCUGCAGGAUGGAGGCCAGCGAGAAGGAGCUCAACGCCCUCCAGCUGCUCGUCUCACAGCUCCAGGCGAAGCUGGUGUCUCUGAUUGACGACCUGCAGAGGGUGGAGCAGAAGAAGAGGCAGCUGGAGGAGAGUCAGGACGCUCUGAUGGAGGAGGUCGCCAAACUCCAGGCUCAAGAUAAAAUGCACGAGGUGACGGUGAUGGACAAAGAGAAAGAACACAUGAGCAGACUGAAGGACGCUGUUGAGAUGAAGAGAACGCUAGAGGAACAGAUGGAGAACCACAGAGAGGUUCAUCAGAAACAGCUCAGUCGACUCCGAGACGAGAUCGAACAGAAACAGAGAGACGCCGACCAACUCAAAGAUUUGAAUCAGGCUCUGCAGCUGGAGAACAGGAAACUUCAGUCUGACUUUGACAAACUCCGAGCUGAGGAUCAGAACAAGGACCAGAAACUUCAGAAACUGAUGUUCCUGAAUGAGAAGAGAGAACAGGCCAGAGAGGAUCUGAAGGGUCUGGAGGAGACAGUGGCCAAAGAGCUGCAGACGCUGAACAACCUUCGUAAACUCUUCAUCCAGGACAUCGGCACUCGAGUCAAGAACAGCUCAGAGAACGACAGUGACGAGGCCGGCGGCAGUCUGGCUCAGAGACAGAGGAUCGUCUUCUUAGAAAAUAACCUGGAGCAGCUCAGUAAGGUCCACAAACAGCUGGUUCGGGACAAUGCAGACCUUCGCUGUGAGCUGCCUAAGCUGGAGAAGCGUCUGCGGGCCACAGCAGAGCGGGUGAAAGCUCUGGAAGGCGCCCUGAGGGACGCCAAGGAGUCGGCCGUGAGAGACCGUAAACGAUACCAGCAGGAAGUGGACCGCAUCAAAGAAGCUGUUCGCUCCAAGAACGUGUCCAGGAGAGGACACUCUGCUCAGAUAGCCAAGCCAAUCAGACCCGGGCAUCAGCACCCAUCCUCUUCUCCAUCCAUCAGAUCGACCAUCAGAGGGGGGGGGCCGCAUCCAGUCCACGCCAUCACUCCCCCCGACUGCUGCCAUCUCAGCAACCACUGCAACAACCCCACCAGAGCCACAGCAAGUAGGCUUCAGGUGAGUCACAACCACUGCAACCACAGAAACAGCAACAACCACAGCAACCACAGUAACCACAACAAUCACAGCAACCACUGCAACUACAGCAACAACAACCACAGAAACAACAGCAACCACAGCAACCACAACAACAACCACUGUAACAGCCUGUUUCCAGGUGUGCAGGAGAACCUGCGGUGGCCUUCAGGUGAUGUAAAAACAUGAAAGACCCUGUGUAGAGCCUGUGUGAGGUUUGUCCACUCGGGGCUACUGUAGAAACACAGAGAUGCAACAUGGCGGCCUCAGUGAAGGAGAAGUUGAUGAAAACAGAGACUUGUGGCUGUUACUUCACAGGUCUCCCACUCCCUGGUCCUCUGAGGUUUGUGAGUUCUGCUUUGUUAAUGUGAGUCUGUUUAAAUAAAGGUUUUCACUUCCUGUCUCCACAGGUAGCAGACAACUGCAUCAGUGUCCUUUUCUGUGGAUCUUUCGAUUUCUGAAUUCUUCUACUCUCACCACUCUGCCUUUACUGGAACCAGACUCCUCGUUUCCACAGCUUUCCACCUUAACAGCCAUUCCACCUUAACAGCCAACAAGUGCUUUCUUCUCUCUGUCUUUUCUUUUUCUGACAGAAAUCAGCUCUGGUGCUCUAACUCAGUGUGUUCAUUCAGAGAACAAGUCGAUCUCAUGAGUCCAGUGUCUGUGUGUCGUUAACUGGACCUGAAUGUAGAUUCAUGUUGGGUUUCAGAUGCUGAUCCUCAUGUUGGGAUCUGGGUCAUGAAAAACCAAAAUAUUCAAAAAUGAAUGAAAAGUUAGGAAUGAUAAAAAUAAAGUUUGUGCAGUGGUUUAUCAGGAUAAAAUAUAAACAGUAACAGUGUUUGAGCUGAGGAUUGUGUCUGCUGUCAGGAAAACAAAUCUAAGAUUUUCAGAGUAAAAUGUUGAGAAAGAAGUUCAGAGACUUACCUGUAACUAAUGCCAAUGUUGUCUGAGAGAUAUCAUCAAAAAUGAAGUUAUAAUUUUACAAGAAGGAAAUUCACUGAUAGACUCACAACUUCACAAGUAAAAUUACAGUUUUACAAGAAAACAUUAUUUGCAGCUUUACUCUUUAAUAUAUUCUCAACAUGUUGCAAACUUUGAUAUUAAAUAAUAUUGAUGUUAAACCCCUUUAAAAAAUACAACUUUACCUCAAGCUAUAAUUUUUCUUGUAAAAUUACAAAUGGAUUUGGUAAUAUACCGACUUUAUUUCUGAUAAUACUGUGACUCUGUCACAUCUGUUACAAGUCAAAUUCAUAUUUGAACUUAUUUAUAAUAAUGUCUUUAAAUGAUGUGAGAUUGAACAAAUACACUAAUAAAUAAACAGACAUAAUAAAGUAGUUAACAUUGGUAUUAUAUGAAAGCGAAUAAUUGUUAUGUUACACUAUGUUGUGAUUUUUAAGUAGUUUAAUGGUAUUAAUGAUUUUAUUAUUCCUAACGUUUCAUGAUUUUUAAAUCCUCCUGGAAUCAAAGUUUUACCACACUGAUAUUGAUGUUUUUUAAUGUAUAUAUUUAAUAUUUAUUUAAUAGGUUUUCUAAAUGUAAUUUAUGGAUCCUCUAUUUAUUUUAUUUUGUUGUGACAGUAUCAUCAGCUGCUUGCCGAGUGUUUCUACAUGUGUAAUAUGUGUAAAACAGUGUUGACCUGCUGCUGUGUCGUCAUCAUGAGAAGCACAAAGAGCAGCAGUUUGUGUCUGUCUGUUGACGUCAUGUGUUAUUAAACUGUGGUGCAGUUGUUG